Molecule: messenger RNA, 848 nt
Organism: Mesitornis unicolor (brown roatelo)
Lineage: Eukaryota; Metazoa; Chordata; Aves; Mesitornithiformes; Mesitornithidae
Product: transmembrane protease serine 12-like
Exons: 4
Biological process (GO): proteolysis
Molecular function (GO): serine-type endopeptidase activity
Source: RefSeq, a predicted model, not a curated record
AGUGUGGACAACGGCCGCUCUUUGGCAGCAUCUCGGGAUCCCGGAUCGUAGGUGGCCAGGACGCCCUGGUGGGAGCGUGGCCAUGGGCUGUCAGCCUCCAGGUUUACCAAGGCUGUGCAUCGUUUACACACAUCUGUGGUGGAGUUUUACUUAGUAACAACUCAGUACUUACCGCUGGCCACUGCGUUACAGGAAGGAAGGACCCAAAUAAAUGGAGAGCUGUUCUGGGCAUCCAUAACCUUUGGAAACAUGGGCAACACACAGCAAAAAGACGUAUAAGAAGCAUCAUCGUGCACCCAGAAUUCAAGACAGAAACCUUUGAAAAUGAUAUUGCGUUAUUUCAGCUCUAUUCCGCAGUACGCUACAGCGACUACAUUCAGCCUGUCUGCUUACACCUUCACCCCUACAUUGACAAUGAGACCGAAUGCUUUGUUAGUGGCUGGGGACGUACAGCAGAAAAAGGUAAAGUUUCGGCCGUGUUGAAAGAAGCACAAGUGGAUAUCAUUCCUUCUAGCGUCUGUAACGCUUCAGAUGCGUACGCGGGUCUGAUUAACGAGAAAAUGAUUUGUGCUGGCUCUAUGUCAGGAGGCAUCGAUACCUGCCAGGGAGACAGCGGUGGACCUUUAGUGUGCUAUCACCGUGGCACCAACAAAUACUAUCUCAUAGGGAUUUCUAGUUUUGGAUUUGGCUGUGGCCGACCAAAAUUUCCUGGGAUCUAUGUCCGUUUGUCUCCGUACGUGGGAUGGAUCCAUUCUGAGCUGAUGGGUAACAAGGCUGUGACUCCCAUAAGCACUGCGCUCACCACCGCUCUCACUGCGAUGGCUGUAGUACUUGUGUGGACUUUCUGA